This is a messenger RNA of Didymodactylos carnosus, 2718 nucleotides long. NCBI's taxonomy places the organism in Eukaryota, Metazoa, Rotifera, Eurotatoria, Philodinida, Philodinidae. The record is from the annotation of a GenBank genome assembly.
AUGGAAAAAAUAAUGCAGCCAGACGAUCAAUUUCGUAAAUUAUUACUCGACAUAGCAGAUGAAAUGGAUGAAGAGGAUAUCAAAAAGUUUUGUUUUUUAAUUAAAAAGGACGUUACAAAAAAGGAUGGUCAAACUUUGAUUGAUAUUUUUCGAAUUUUAUAUGAACGACAAAAAAUUGGAGCGGAUAAUGUUACAUAUUUGAUUAACAACCUGGAAGGCAUCAAACGUGUCGAUUUAGCUUUCAAAGUGAUGGAACAUGCAUCACGUAACGUAUUAGGAAACUGGAAAAAAAACGAAAAGAAACUUCACCUUCCACUUUCUAUUCCAGAUAAAAUUUCAGAACCAGUUUCGACAUCACCUCCAAUUGCUUCGGCUGAAAAAUUAGAAGAAAAUUCUGACCGAUUGAUGACUCGACACCCGGUGUCUACUACUAUCAGUGUUUUAAAUGAACUGAUUAUGGAUCAAGACGCAGAUUCGCUUCACGAUGAAGAUUUACCUUUCCAAGAUGCGCAAGAAGAACAAUCAGAACCAUCUAUUGUUGAUAUUACAGGAUUUAGCGAUUCGACUGAACCACCACUGAAUUAUACUGAAAUAGAUCUAAAAUUGUUUGAAUCUGAUGUGUGGUCUAAUGAGUUUUUGCAGCAAAUAAACCUUAAAAUACUUCCAUACAAUUAUCAAAUUGAAUUAAUUCAAAAGGCGAUUCAAGCUCAAAAUACAUUAGUUUGCCUUCGUACCGGUGCAGGUAAAACAUAUGUAGCUGCCAUAUUACUCAAAUAUUAUUUUAUUAAAAAAAUGAAAACAAUAAUAAUAAACAAUAAAAAUGAAAACAACAAACAAAUGAAAACAACUCCAGUGAAGUUUUUAUCGUUCUUUUUUGUUCCGAAACGUUCGAUUCUUCGGCAACAAGCUGAUGCAUUACGUACAGUUCAAAACUUACGUGUGACAAUGUGUGAUGAUACGAGCGACGUUAAGCACUAUAUUCACAGUCAUGAUGUAAUCGUUUGUACACCACAAAAACUGGUGAAUUGUUUAAAAGCUGGUGCGAUAUCAUUGAACGAUGUUGAUGUAAUGAUAUUUGAUGAAUGUCACAAUAGUGUGAAACAACAUCCUUAUUGUCAAAUAAUGCAGUAUUUAUUAUGCUGGCAGGAGUUUCCAAAAAUAUCAAAAAUUAUACAACCGCCUGUAAUUAUUGGUCUAACCGCAUCCAUCGGACUUCGCGGUUCAUCAGAUGAACCUGUUAUUCAUAAUCUGAUUGUUUUAUGUGCUACAUUAGAUUCUCGAACAAUCUGUGCAGUAACAAAACAAGAAAACGAACAGGAACUAAAAGAACGAAUAAGUUGUCCAACUGAAGACAAAAUAUUGGUGAUUAACGAUGAUCUUGUCGAUAAAAAGUUGCUUAAAGAUAUGAAAGACUUAGUUCUUAGUAUAUUUAUUCAUUGUAAUCCAUCCAAAGUACUACCAGACAAAGAUGUGGAUUCUGACGGCUAUGAACAAAAUCUUGUUCAACUACUACAAACAGCACAAAAAAAUCAAAAUUUUGAGUUAGUUAUUAUGUUAGCAUACGUAAUUUUAUUAAUGAAACGUAUCCAAGCGUUACACGAUUUACCAUCCGAUUUAGUUAUAAAUUAUUUGAAUGAUUCUGUUGAAAAUUUGUAUAGAAGAAGAAAAGAACCAAUUGCAUUGGAUACAGAAAUUUAUAAUAGAUGUAAAGCUCUGUUUAAGAUUAAAUUAGAAAAAUUCAAGUUACCGGGAAAAGUUCCAUCACAACCAAAAUUAGAUCUGUUGAUUGAGCUGAUAAAACAACAUGCAAUAAAAAAUAAUAAUAGAGGUUUAAUUUUGGUUCAACGAACAUUUUAUGCUAAAAACAUCUGUGAUUUUCUGAAAAAUCAUCCCGAUUUGAAAGAAAUUGUUUUUCCCGAUUAUCUGGUUGGUCAGAACAGUGGCGAUUAUAGAAAAACGUCCAGAGAACAAGAUUUAACAUUAAAACAUUUUCAUGAUGAUCUUGUUCAAGAGGGUUUAGACGUUCCUCAGUGCUCAUAUGUUAUUCGAUACGAGUUUGUUUCUGACGAAAUUGGCACUGUACAAGCAAGAGGACGUGCGAGAGCCUCAGAUAGCUCAUAUUACUUGAUCACAACCAAAGAUUCUAAGAAUCAUGAAAAAGAAAAACAAAAUCGUAUACGUGAGGAAGAAAUGCAGGAUGCUUUGGAAAGCUGGAAAAAAGUGAACGCAAAAGAGUUCGAAGAAAAGAUAUUAGAGCAACAGAAACAAUUGGUGUCAGACUGGGUGAAAACAUUGCAUAAAGAUCUGGCACGAUUAACUGCUCAAAAGCCGUGUUCACUCAAUGGUGAAAUACUAUGUCGCUCAUGCAGCAAUUUUCUUGGACAACUGGCAUGGUUAAAAAAGCGUGGUACAUGUUAUUUUGUUAGUCACCCACGUUUUUUGGAAAAUAUUGAAAACGUUCAAAAAGAUAAACCGAAGAUAAUAAGAGAAAUCAGUAUUAGUGGCAAAGCAUUCUGUGGUCAGAAUAAAUGUCGAGCUGAACUGGGUGGUAUACAAAAAUUUCUCGAUCAUGCGGAAACAGGUGAUAUUUGUGUAUUAAAAUGUGAUGCAGUAAAGAUCAAGCUGAUUAAAGACGAUGGCACAGAAAGCAUAGUUCUGGCGCCAAAAUGGACUGAAUUACCGUUUUCGGCGCCUGCUGUAGAAGAAACACCGAAUUAA